UUAUACUUAUAUUGUUUUCGCUAGUUGUCAAAAUAUUAUUGAUCUUGAGAUGCUGAGUUCCUGAGCCCCUGAGUAUCCUCUGUGGUCCUGAGUCUUUCCGGCAGGAUUCGGGACACAGACUACUAAACACUUGAUUUGGGAGUUGUUUGCUGCUGAAUCCCCAGUGGAAACCACCCUGGUGCCAUGAAUUUUUACGACGAGCUUGAAAAUGUCCCGAUCAAAGAGCUGGCUCGGUUGCACAACGAACAUUUAAUAUCCGAUGAAAGUUCCGACGCGUGCAGUGAGCCAGAAAACCUUCCGGUGUUUUCCAUAGAGCAGAUCAACUCCCUUGUAGUCCAUCACCUGCCCACGAAAACGCAGCUUGUGUCUCCAGAGACAUGUCGACGCGUGGCCCAGAAGUUAUCAGAGCUACUACUAAUCAGCUACUGUAACGUUUGCGACAAAUUCUGUGGUACGCACUAUAAGACCGCAAAACAUCACAAAAAUAUUAGCCACUGGUUACGGGCUGAGCUGAUGACUAGUGAUCCAAAAGUGACUGCCAAAGUGUAUUGCGCCCCGUGCAACCUGGCCCUGAAUCUGGACACCCCCGAUGACCACUACAGCUCGGAAACCCAUAAAAGAUGUGUGGAGCUCUACUGUGGAUGCUGCCAAAUUAACGUGCCCACCCGCAAACUGAUGAGCAAACACAUUCAAUCAGACAUGCACGCUAAAAAGGAGCUGAUGAAUCCACAUUCUGAGUAUGUGCCAGUCCUUGAAGAGGCGAUCAACACGGCGGGUUUGAAUGCGGAACUGGUGCUGAGACUCAGCAAGCUGGUGGGCCCCAAUAUGUGUCUUAUCUGCCAAGACCGCAGCAAAAAACAUCGAUACUCUAGGCACCACGUUCCUAAUGUUCUGGCGUGGAUCCGGUCCAAUGACACCAAUCAUGAAUUUUAUCCCGACAAUGUUGCUCUGCUGUUCUGUGCGGCGUGUAAUGUGGUGCACUUGAAUAACGAGAUUGCAUUCGAGCACUCUAGAACUCGAGCGCAUGCACUAAACGCGAAAACAUACUGCGUUCCGUGCCAACGCUUCCUCAGAAAUGUGACGACACAUCAACAGUCCAAACAACAUCGUCAAAAUAUUAUUGAUCAAAGGCAAAGCGGUGCCGUUAAUGGUUCCCACGCCGAGUUGCCGGGGGAGAGCCAAAGUGAAAAAGACAAAUCUGCCGAAUGCAGCAAGAUAGAAACUGAGGAAGCAACCGCAAACAUUGAGCGCAUUUUGCAAAUGAAAGUCUUAGAGCAGCUUGAAGAAAUCGCGAACAAGUUUCUGGCUAACAAAACCGUUUCCAGCAGGAAUGCACUAGGAUUGUUGAAAAAAGUGAACGAGGAACUCGCCUCCAUUUCCAAAUUGAAAAAGCCCGACUGUCCUUCAAAGCAACGCGCCCAUCCAAAGGUCGCCCAAGUCCGCAUGGAACUGGGACGGUUGAGGGCGAUAAUGGCACCGCGCAACCGUCCUUGGCUGUCCAGGAACGCAGCCUUAAACUACAUGAGCAAUCUCAUGGCAGCGUUGGUGGCGAAAGUCACCACCUGCAAUCCGGACUACAUGUUCAACAUACAAAGCGAUUGGACACGCUGCUCUGAACAGUUGCUGGACGGUGUGGUGCUAACUACAGAGCAUACUGUCUGGUGCAACGUAUUGUGGGCCCUACCGCUAAUCGAGCAGUUCAAUGCCCAAUUGGAAAGCCUGAUCGAAAGCCAAAGAGACGCCAGCAUUUUGGAAAUGCUGUUGACUAGAUAGUGAGCGAUGUUUAAUAAUUAAAUAAACUGAAGUUACACAUAA
Messenger RNA from Dendroctonus ponderosae (mountain pine beetle), 1815 nucleotides. RefSeq lists its product as uncharacterized. Lineage: Eukaryota; Metazoa; Arthropoda; Insecta; Coleoptera; Curculionidae. The record is from RefSeq and is a predicted model, not a curated record. The transcript is spliced from 6 exons. Gene Ontology annotation, molecular function: nucleic acid binding; zinc ion binding. The coding region runs from base 184 to 1773 and encodes 529 amino acids.